Messenger RNA from Syngnathus typhle (broad-nosed pipefish), 1310 nucleotides. RefSeq lists its product as uncharacterized. NCBI's taxonomy places the organism in Eukaryota, Metazoa, Chordata, Actinopteri, Syngnathiformes, Syngnathidae. The transcript is spliced from 3 exons. The record is from RefSeq and is a predicted model, not a curated record. The coding region runs from base 27 to 1286 and encodes 419 amino acids.
AAAUAAAGUAACCUCAUAUUGUCAAGAUGUCGCGCUCAACAUCUAAAGCCCAAGCUGACAAGGGUAAGACACCUGCUCGAAUUUCCCCACCGCCCUCCCAAGAACCAGAAGAGGAAGACAUUAUCCCCGGGUGUCUUACUCAGAGCCAAUGGAUGGAAAUGUUGGCCCAAGAAGAGGCGGAUGAUGUCAUAGGGGAAAUAAUGACCGAUCUGAUGACCAAUGUUAUGGAAGGCUGUUACAAUGUCCACAUUAAAAGACAGUUAUCAUCUUUCACUGCAUACUGGGCCAUGGAUUACUUCAUACAGACUGUGGAGCAGAAAUUCAUGUGUCGAGAUAAAUGGGAAGAUGCAAUGGAAUUGUCCGGAACAGAAGACUCAGAACCAAUACCAAUCACUCCAGAUGUAUGGGCGGAGGGUUGUUUUCCUGUUAUCCACGGAACACCUCCACCUGAGCCUGUGUCACCACCACAGGAAGCUAGUAUUUGCGAGGACCUUGAACUGGCAUAUUCUGAAGAAAAUCAGCAAGAUGUUCCCAUGCCACAAACCAGCAUCACUCCUGAGCCACCUCAAGGGAAAAUAGGCCCCAGCGGGCAUGUCGGUGAUGAGAAUUGCCAAGAACCAAGUCCUGAGCAACCUGAAGGGGAAAUAAGUCCAAGCCGGCAUGUCAAUGACGAGAUGUGCCAAGAACCAAGUCCUUGCCCCAAACCAAAAACUUCCACCAAGAAAAAACAAAAAGCCAGAAGUACUGUAUCAUGUGCAGCAGAAAAAACGGAAACCAAUGGUGAUAAUAAAGUCCCUUCUGGUUCUAAACAUACAGCAUCACAACCUUUAAAGGCGAAACAAACGAUAAGUAAGCUCAAUCAUUCUUCCUUGCCUCGACAUUGGAUCACUCCUCACUACGAGAUAGACAAAUGCACAAAAUCCAGCACAAAAAAAUCAGGUGAACAUUCCAAACCUGUGCCUAGUAGCCAGCAGACUGGUUUAGUAGGAACGUCGCGGAAUCCUGUGAGCCGAGAUCAGUCUGAGAGGUUGUCUUCCGUAAAGGAUGAGAAGAUGAUGGCUAGAGCGUUGAGGAUGGACACCAUCAAUUUGGCCAAAGGUGUUUCUCUUGUGGAGCCCCAUAAAACAAAAAUAAAACAGCUCCCAUUGAAAUCACAAGCUCACACUGCCAGGUUGAGGCCGAUAAACAGUGAGUCUGUGGAAACAAAUUUUCCUGUUGAUGAGUUGACAACAAAACGUCCACCUCAGGUUACCCAGUUGUUGCCGUCUGACAAAUUUAAAUUUUGAUAAAAUAAAAAUUCUUUGCUCAAA